AUGUCGCUUAAACAAGAAAUUGAAACAUGGGUUGCCGCCCUGGAUGCUUAUGACAACCACGAGUUUGAACAGGCGCUGCGCUUGUUCAGUGAGAUUGCCGAUACCUCCAAGAUUCUGUUUAAUUGUGGAGUGAUCUAUGCAACAUUGGGUGAACACGACAGAGCGGUCGAUUGCUAUCAACGGGCAGUUGGGUUAGACCGGUAUCUAGCCAUCGCCUACUUUCAACAGGGUGUCUCCAACUUCUUGCUAGGAGACUUUGAGGAAGCAUUGGCCAAUUUCAACGACACAUUGUUAUACCUUCGGGGAAACACAUCUAUUGAUUAUGAACAGCUGGGGCUCAAGUUCCGCCUAUUCUCAUGUGAGGUGCUGUUCAAUCGUGGGUUAUGCUAUGUUUAUCUUCAACAAAUGGAUCCCGGAAUGAAAGACUUGCAGUUUGCGGCCAAGGAAAAGGUUACAGAAGACCAUGAUGUUAUCGAUGAUGCCAUACGCGAGAACGCAGAUGGAUAUACGGUGUUCUCCAUUCCUGUCGGAACCAUCUAUCGCCCCAAUGCAGCCAAAGUGAAGAACCUCAAGGCCAAAGAUUAUCUAGGGAAAUCCCGUCUUGUCGCUCAAUCAGAUCGAAACCACGGCAUCGAACACAACUGGAGGCCGAUUGUUAUUGAUAAGACCGCAUUUGAAGAUCGAGAUGGAAUGUCAUAUGCAGCCACGAAUCUAGUUCACAAGAAUCUCAGCAGUCGAACUCGUCAACAAUCAGAACCACCGAUAAACCGUGCCGCUUUUCCACCAACACCACCACCCGAUGAUCGAUCAGCCAAUACUGGGGCUGGUUCUAGUAGCCAAACUCACCACCGAACAACAUCCCUACGGAGUUCUCGGCCUCCGCGAUUGGACCUCGAGCGUCCAGGCGCUAGUGUGGAACGGCGACCUAGUGUCCCCGAGGUUGUAGCAUCACAACCGCUCGUACCAGCGCCACUUGCACCGAUAUCCACCGAAAAUCCCCGAAUAGGGACAACAAGAACAGCAUCGGAACCUCGUGGGCCGUCAUCUCGUCAGCAGAAUCUUCGCGUCUUCACACAAGAUGCAAACCAGGGCACUAGGCCUCAAGCGGAGGGCCAUCGAAGAAACCUCAGCGAAACCGAGUUCUCGCCUGUCAAAUCCCCUGUAAAUGGCGACCUUCAUUCCAAUUCCCGUAGUCUACACAAUUCAGGUUAUGGACGAGGAAGCCGAUACCAACCACCUCAGCUUAUCAAUGAAGAAGAGGAAGAGCAUGAUAGUCAAUUUCUUAAUGGGGAAAAACGUCAGAAUGGAGCUGAGGGCGGUGACUCUUCAUCACAAAAUCGGCGCACACGCUCUCCUGCCCGAUAUUCCAGAAAUGCAAAUUCAAGACGACCGGAAGUUCUGAAAUUCAGAACAAAGGUUCAUGCGCCUGAUGAUAUUCGAUACAUCAUGAUCGGACCUUCCAUCGAGUUCGGUGAAUUCGAAAUUAAAAUCAGAGAGAAAUUCGGGUUCCACAACCCUUUGAAGAUCAGGGUGCAAGAUGAUGGUGAUAUGAUUACUAUGGUUGAUCAAGAAGAUCUUGAUCUACUGCUUAGUUCAGCUCGAGAUAUUGCUCGACGUGAAGGAAGCGAGAUGGGGAAGAUGGAGGUCUGGGUUGAGGAACGCAAGCCCUGA
Messenger RNA from Penicillium malachiteum, 1671 nucleotides. RefSeq names its product putative PB1 domain protein. NCBI's taxonomy places the organism in Eukaryota, Fungi, Ascomycota, Eurotiomycetes, Eurotiales, Aspergillaceae. Gene Ontology annotation, molecular function: protein binding. The record is from RefSeq and is a predicted model, not a curated record. Bases 1 to 1671 code for a protein of 556 amino acids. The transcript is spliced from 5 exons.